Messenger RNA from Microthlaspi erraticum, 1068 nucleotides. Lineage: Eukaryota; Viridiplantae; Streptophyta; Magnoliopsida; Brassicales; Brassicaceae. The record is from the annotation of a GenBank genome assembly.
AUGCGUGACAUCAAAGUAAAAGCUAGUUCUAAGUCACCUCAUGAAGAAGAAGAAGUUCAGAUAUCUUCGUCCUCGAGCGUUAAAUCAACACCAGAGAUCGAGAAAAAGUAUGUUCAUCGUGUUUACGACGCAAUUGCUCCACAUUUCAGCUCCACGAGGUUCGCAAAGUGGCCUAAAGUCGCCGCCUUUCUUGAAUCACUGCCUUCUGGAUCUGUGAUUCUCGACGCAGGUUGCGGAAACGGCAAGUAUCUGGGGUUAAACCCUAAUUGUUUCUUCAUAGGCUGCGACAUAAGCAACCCGCUGAUCAAAAUCUGUUCUGAGAAAGGGCAAGAGGUUCUUGUUGCAGACGCUGUGAAUCUUCCUUACAGAGAGGGGUUUGGCGACUCGGCGAUCUCCAUAGCGGUUUUGCAUCACUUGAGCACGGAGAACAGAAGGAAGAAAGCCAUUGAAGAACUCGUUAGAGUGGUUAAACCUGGAGGGUUCGUUCUCAUAACGGUUUGGGCUGCAGAGCAGGAAGACAAAACGUUGCUCACUAAGUGGACACCUUUGUCGCCAAAGUAUGUUGAGGAAUGGGUCGGGCCAGGUAGUCCAAUGAACAGCCCUCGUGUGAGGAACAACCCGUUCUUUGGUCUUGAGAGCAUUCCUGAGACGGAAGUGAGUGCAAAGGAGCAGAAGGUUGAGAACAGUCUCGAGAGCAUUCCAGAGAUUGAGGAGAGCGCGAGAGAGCAAAAGGCUGAGAGCAUCCCAGAGGAAAAGGAUGAGAAGUCUGUUGAAGAAUCAUUGAAGGCUAUGAAGAUGAAUCAGCAAGAGUACUUUGUUCCGUGGCAUUUACCGUACCACCGUGCUGAAGUGAGUGGUGCAUCUGCGUCUGCACUUGCGAGUGGGCUUGCGAAGAAAGACGAUAGAAAAGGAGCUGUUGUGUACAACAGAUACUACCAUGUCUUCAGUGAAGGCGAGCUUGAAAGGUUGGCAUUUGGAGCAGGCAAUGCGGUGAUAGUUGAUAGAUUUUACGACAAGUCCAAUUGGUGUAUUGUUCUUCAGAAAGCAGCAGCUUCAAACCAGGAUUGA